Molecule: messenger RNA, 1006 nt
Organism: Ceratotherium simum simum (southern white rhinoceros)
Lineage: Eukaryota; Metazoa; Chordata; Mammalia; Perissodactyla; Rhinocerotidae
Source: RefSeq, a predicted model, not a curated record
GUCUUUGCCCGCUCAGGUCUCGAGGGAGGGGCUGAGCUCGUGCCCAGGAAGCAUGGCACUCUGGCGGGCAUACCAGCGGGCCCUGACUGCUCACCCGUGGAAAGUACAGGUCCUGACAGCUGGGUCCCUGAUGGGUCUAGGUGACAUUAUCUCACAGCAGCUGGUGGAGAGGCGAGGUCUGCGGGAACACCAGACUGGCCGGACUCUGACCAUGGUCUCUCUGGGCUGUGGCUUUGUGGGCCCUGUAGUAGGAGGCUGGUACAGGCUUUUGGACCGGCUCAUCCCGGGCACCACCAAAGUGGAUGCACUAAAGAAGAUGCUGUUGGAUCAGGGGGGCUUUGCCCCGUGUUUUCUAGGCUGUUUCCUCCCACUGGUAGGAACACUCAAUGGAUUGUCAGCCCAGGACAAUUGGGCCAAACUCCAGCGGGAUUACCCUGACACCCUCAUCACCAACUACUAUCUCUGGCCUGCUGUGCAGUUAGCCAACUUCUACCUGGUCCCCCUUCAUUACAGGUUGGCUGUUGUCCAGUGUGUUGCUGUUAUCUGGAACUCCUACCUGUCCUGGAAGGCACACCGGCUCUAAGUCUGCCUCUCUCCAUUGUUUCCGCCUUGCAGUGACGCAGCUUGACUCGAGAAUGGUCAGACAACCUCCUCAAAGAGGGCACAUCAUUUUCACAGGGUUAAUUUGCUAGUCAGAACUUAAUGGGGUUAGCGCUAUUAAGUGGCCCAUUUCACUCUAAAAUGUAAACUGACUCCUUUUGAAAUCACUAAAACCUUUAUAAUAGUCUUAUACCCACCACAUCCAUAAAUAUUUGUUGAACCAUAUGAUCUUGUCAAGUUUAGUUUACACCCAUAUCCUGACAAAUGCCACUCAUCCCCACUCUUCAUAGACACAUCUGUUUCUCUAACCCUUCCCAUCCCUAGUGUAGCUCCAGUUCUUUGGGGACCCUCUCAAAUUCUUUAUAUGGUACCACUGUAAAUAUGUCAUUAAAUAUGUAACCUGGAA